ACGCAAAUUGGCUACCGGCGCAGAGUGAUCGCAGUCUGUACAGGAAGUGUCUGUCCAUCUGGUUCGCCCAGGACAAACUUCCCCACUACAACCUGUGCUUAUCAUCUUAUUACUCAUCACUUAUUUAUUCCAGCUUUUAAUAUAUAUAUUUAAUUUCAACGCAUAAGACUGCCAGGAGAGUGAUCAGAAGCCAGGUCUUUGGAAUACUAAUAAGAGUUCUUGGGAAUGUGACAGCACCGUUUUAAAACUUAAUAAGGUCUGCUGAACAUAUAUCCCGAAUAGAUCAGGAGCCUGCAGUGAAAUGCAAGACAUGGCAAGCAAAUAAACUCCGUCAUCUUCAUACAGUUUUUAUGAGACGUGAGUUGCAGACAGACGGAGCGAAUCGGUCGGUUUCUGAGGGCAGGUUUUCUCUCUGUCUAAUGUACAUGUGUGAAGGGGUUAAAGGGCUUCUUAAUGCCGGAUAGCCGGCAGCGCAGCUCGUCCUGCAUAGUUCAUUACCCCGAUGAUCGUGAGAUAACCACGCCACACCACCUGCAAAAACAGAUACCCAAAUUUGUACAGCACAAAACUUUGUUUUCGCCCCUGCAACUACAAUGGAGUCCUAUAUCAAGUUCACAAACCAAACCCAGGGAAGGGAUCGCAUUUUCAGUGUUCAGGCUGGGGAACACCGUGAGCUCGGUGGACGCGGCGGCCCAUGCACUGCAGCUGACGGACCCGGUGCUGCAGCUCUGCCUGACCGGCGCCCACCUCAGCCGUGCCCUCUACUUUGCGUGUGACAAUCUGCUGUGGGCCCGGGCGGUGGGCUUGGCCCCCGGGUUUGACAAGGAGCGGUGGGGCCUUCGCGCCUCCUCCUGCUACCUCCUGAGCCUGCUGCUCAGCCUGCUGCGGGACGCCUACGUUCUGGCCCGGCUGGCCGCCUGCUACGCCCGGGAGCGGCGGCGCUGCCGCCAGGCCCCCCCACCUCCCAGCAGCACCGACAACGGCUCGGCCUGCUGCCACCCCCCAGGUGACGUGCUUCCGUCUGACCUGAUGGAGGCACUGUGGGCCAGCCCAGCGGUGACCCUGGACGUGGUGAAAAAUGCGUGUGACCUCUUCAUCCCGCUGGACCAGCUGGGCGUGUACCGGAGCGGCGCCGGUGUGGUGGGCCUGUGCGGCCUGCUGUCCUCUCUCAUAGGAAUAUUAACACUGCUGGAGCCCCGUCUGAAGCUGAAGCCGUGAUGGUGCAGAACUCCAGAGGUCGGCUCUGCUCCGAUCGUAUCUUCUCACGGCAGUGUGUUCAGCCGGCGGCUCUAUUACUGGUGCAAGAGGUCGAUUUUCUUAUUCACGAGGGAUUUCUUUCCAGUGUUUGUCUAGGACUAAUGUCAAUAAAUCUGACAAAAGUCAGAUGAUCACACUGAUCUGGCAGUGGCAGUGUUGUUAGAAACCUGAAUAAAAUGAGCUGCUGUGU
Messenger RNA from Paramormyrops kingsleyae, 1447 nucleotides. It is a transcript of the gene pex11a, whose product is annotated as peroxisomal biogenesis factor 11 alpha. Gene Ontology annotation, cellular component: peroxisomal membrane. The record is from RefSeq and is a predicted model, not a curated record. Gene Ontology annotation, biological process: peroxisome fission. Lineage: Eukaryota; Metazoa; Chordata; Actinopteri; Osteoglossiformes; Mormyridae.